Lotus japonicus is the source of this 1805-nucleotide messenger RNA. Its product is annotated as provicilin-like. The record is from RefSeq and is a predicted model, not a curated record. NCBI's taxonomy places the organism in Eukaryota, Viridiplantae, Streptophyta, Magnoliopsida, Fabales, Fabaceae. The coding region runs from base 25 to 1710 and encodes 561 amino acids. The transcript has 6 exons.
GAGUUCAAUCUUAUCCAACUCAUAAUGGCGAGUGCUAAAAUCAAAGCGCGGCUUCCUCUGUUGCUGUUGCUGGGAAUUCUUUUCCUGGUUUCUGUCUCCCUUGCCACUGCUUCCCGGCAACGGGAGGACCCCUGCCGUGAGCAAGGUGAAGAUGAACGACAGCCAUGGCAACCUCGCCGUGAGAGAGAGGAACAUGGCCGUGAGAGAGAGGAGGAAGAUGAAAAAGAGUCGAGGCGACCAUCAUGGGAAAGAAAAGAGCGAACAAGAGAGUGGAGGCGAGAGAGUGAGGAGAGGGACACACCUCGUCGACCACACCGUCAGAGUGAAGAAGAGGAGAGUGACAGACCCCGUCGACCACACAGGGAGAGCAAGGAGAGGCCUCGUCGACACCAGCGUGAAAGUGAAGAAGAGGAAGGUUCAUCUUCUUCUUCGGAGUCCUCACGGAGGAGCCAACGGAGGAACCCCUUCCACUUCAGGUCUAGCAGGUUCCAGACUCACUUUGAGAAUGAACACGGUCACGUUCGUGUCCUCCAGAGGUUCGAUGAGCGCUCUAAGCUGUUUGAGAAUCUCCAAAACUAUCGAAUCUUGGAGUUUAAGGCCAAACCUCAAACCCUUGUUCUGCCCCACCACAAUGAUGCUGAUUCCAUCAUUGUCAUCCUAAGUGGGAGAGCCAUACUUACCAUAGUGAACCCCAACGACAGAGACUCCUACAACCUUGAGAGUGGCGACGCACUGGUAAUCCCUGCAGGAGCCACUGCUUAUUUGGCUAAUCGUGAUAAUGAUGAGAAUCUCAGAGUGGUCAAACUCCUUAUACCCAUUAAUAGACCUGGCCAAUAUCAGCCUUUCUUCCCCUCAAGUAGUGAAACUCAAGAAUCCUACCUCAAUGGGUUCAGCAGAAAUAUUCUAGAGGCUUCCUUCAAUGCUGGAUAUGACGAGAUUGAGAGGGUUCUCUUGCAAAGAGAAGAGCAGAGAGGCGAACAGAGCCAGGAACAGGGUGUGAUAGUGAAAGCGUCACAGGAUCAAAUUCAACAACUGAGCAGGCAUGCCAAAUCGAGCUCAAGAAAGAGAAGCUCUUCUAAAUCUGAGCCGUUCAACUUGAGAAGCAGCAAGCCAAUCUCUUCCAACAAGUUUGGUAAGCUCUUUGAGAUCACUCCAGAGAAAAAUCAGCAGCUCCGAGACUUGGACAUCUUGCUCAGCGAAGCUCAGAUCAAAGAGGGAUCAAUUUUCCUGCCACACUACCAUUCAACCUCCACACUGAUACUGGUGGUUAAUGAAGGAAGAGGAGAGCUUGAACUUGUGGCUCAGAGGAGGCAGCAGCAGAGAGGACAAGAAGAAGAGCAGGAAGAGGAACAACCACGUAUUGAGGCUCAGAGGUUCAGAGCAAGGUUGUCUCCUGGUGAUGUUAUAGUGAUCCCAGCAAGUCAUCCAUUUGCAGUAACCGCUUCCUCGGAUCUCAAUUUGCUUGCCUUUGGUAUCAAUGCUGAGAACAACCAGAGGAACUUCCUUGCAGGCCGUGAUGACAAUGUGAUAAGCCAGAUAGAGAGGCCAGUGAAAGAGCUUGCAUUCCCUGGAUCUGCUGAAGAAAUUGAGAGUCUGAUAAAGAAUCAGAGGAACUCCUGCUUUGCAAGUGCUCAGCCUCAGCAAGGGGAGGAGGAAGGACGUAGUGGAAAAAAAGACCAGCUGUCUUCAAUUUUGGGUGCUUUUUUCUAAGUAACUCUAUGUGCCUGUCAUGUAUGUAAUGUAUGCUGUAAGAGCUCAUGGUGAGCCAAAAAUAAAGUAGUAGGCUCUUCUAACUAAAACUAAAG